Messenger RNA from Acanthoscelides obtectus, 1352 nucleotides. The record is from the annotation of a GenBank genome assembly. Lineage: Eukaryota; Metazoa; Arthropoda; Insecta; Coleoptera; Chrysomelidae.
AGCUCGCCUCAUUGGGACGCCAUGGCGACGUCGCCGGCGACGCAGGCCUGGCUACUUGUGGCAUCCGAGGGUCGCCAAGGCGAGUAGCCAUGGCAUCUCGACAGUCAGUUCGUGCCAUCUCUCAAGAAUGGACGCAGAAGAAAUUGCACUUCUUUGUUAUAUACGUCGCAGAAAAAUGAAAAAAGAAAAGAAAAAAAAGAAACUAUGGGUUAAUCCUUUUAUAUCUGAUCGAAACCGAAGUGGCAUUUUUUUUAAACUGUAUGGUGAUUUACGAAAAUCUCCUGAAAAGUUUUUCAAUUACACAAGAAUGUCAAUAGCAUCUUUUGACGAAUUAUUAAACUUAUGUAGAAACGAUUUAACUAAACAGGAUACGAUAUUUAGAAAAUCGAUUAGUGCGGCAGAAAAACUAUUUGUGUCAUUGAGGUAUUUUGCGUCAGGAUGUUCACUCAUGGAACUUUACUACAACUACAGACUCGGUCAUACAACAAUUUGCACAAUAAUUAGAGAAGUAUGUAGCGUUAUAUGUCAAUAUUAGGAACAGUUUAUAGGUCUUCCAAAGACAGAAAAUGAUUGGGAAAAAGUUGCAAGAGGAUUUGAAACAAUCGCAAACUUCCCUCAUUGCAUCGGCGCCAUUGACGGGAAACACAUGAGAGUAAUAAAACCGAUGCAUACUGGAUCACUAUAUUUCAACUACAAGCAUUAUUUUUCAAUUGUACUACUUGCUCUGUGUGACGCUAAUUACAAUUUUCUUUAUAUAGACGUUGGAGCGUAUGGAAAAAGCAGCGAUUCAGCAAUUUAUAAAGAUAGUGCUUUAUAUAAUAAUCUCAUUAACCAAUCUUUACCUGUUCCUGCGGCAAACCCAUUGACAGAAAACGGUGACAAUGUUCCAUACGUAAUAGUGGGAGAUGAAGCUUUUGCGUUACAUGGAAACCUCGUGAGACCAUAUGGAGGAUACAAUCUUAGUUACAAGCAAAAAAUAUUCAACUACCGAUUAUCAAGAGCACGCCGAUAUAUCGAAUGUACAUUUGGGAUUUUAUCUAACAAGUGGAGGAUUUUUCACAAGCCCAUGAAUGUACAUAUAGACUUGGCAAAAGCGAUUGUAAGGACAUGUUGCAUAUUGCACAAUUUUGUACGUUCAAGAGAUGGCUAUUCUUACGAAGAUACUCUAACGGUAACAGGACUUGAACCAGGUACAAGUCGAAAUCGCGAUAGAGGAGGAAGAACGGCACUCACAGUUAGAGACAAAUUAGCAGAUUAUUUUGUUACUGAAAAUCCAUUACCAUGGCAAGACAAGUAUGUAUAAAUGAAAGUUAAUAAAUGUACCGACAUUUACUCACCUAGUUGUUUUUUUU